Trachymyrmex cornetzi is the source of this 437-nucleotide messenger RNA. Its product is annotated as putative mediator of RNA polymerase II transcription subunit 4. NCBI's taxonomy places the organism in Eukaryota, Metazoa, Arthropoda, Insecta, Hymenoptera, Formicidae. The record is from RefSeq and is a predicted model, not a curated record. The transcript is spliced from 2 exons. Bases 13 to 426 code for a protein of 137 amino acids.
GCAUGAUCGAGCAUGUAUCUCGCGAGACAACCACACAGCAACGGGCUCAGCGAAUCGCGAUCCGCGGUAGACAACAACAUUAUCGUUGUUGGGAACAAGCGAUCUGAGACAACUAGAAGCCAGCAGUCGCAGUCGCAGCAACAGUCGCAACCGCAACUGCAGUUACAAUUGCAGCCACAGUCACAGUCACAAUUGCAGCCACAACCGCAAGUGCAGCCGCUACCGCCGUUGACGACAACAACAACGUCGUCGACGAACACACGAGAUCGAGAGACGGGUCCGAUGCGACAGCAUCCAAGCGCGUGGAGAUUGCGGGACGACGACGACGAUGACGAUGACGACGACGACGACGAGAACGAGGAGGAGCAAGUGGACGACAACGUGAUCUAUUCCUGUCCACUUUCGUACGCGGUUUUAAUCGGAUGAACGAGUAACGA